Molecule: messenger RNA, 552 nt
Organism: Entrophospora sp. SA101
Lineage: Eukaryota; Fungi; Glomeromycota; Glomeromycetes; Entrophosporales; Entrophosporaceae
Source: the annotation of a GenBank genome assembly
AUGCUAUACUUAUCAUAUAUAUCAUAUAUAGGCUAUAUUUUUGAUAUUGAUGGGUCAACUUUAUCAAAUAAUGAUAUUGAAAUACUAUGCCAGUGGCCAACAGAUAAUGAAAUAGAUGAUGCUGUUAGGAUAGCUUAUGAAAAUGCUGUAUCAUUUACAAAAUUAUUAAAAAUGAAUUGUAUAUCUUCUUCCUCCACUUCAGACCUAAUCAUUAAUGAUAGUGAAGAUGAAAUAGAAUCAAAUAUUAAUGAUGAAUAUUGUGUCACAAUUAAAGAGGCUGCUGUGGAAACAAUGAGAUUAUUUCAUUCAAUGGAAAUUCAAUACAUUUUGAACAAUGAACCUUCAACUGAUACAUAUUUUGUACUUGAAAAAGAACCUGAAGAAGAUAUUUUUACUAAUGGCUUUUCAAUUGUAGCCAAAAUUUUGAAUAUAAGAAAAUCUCAUGAGGCCUAUUCACAUUCAAACAUUUGCACAAAUAAUGAUUCUGGACAAACUGUUAGAAGAAGAUUGACUAGGUGGCAAGGCAGAAAAAAUAUUGAAAAUAUGUUUUAG